GUAGUGAGUGGUGGCAGUAGCAGAGUAAGCGAGAGCAAGAUUGCAAGAGUGUUGUGAGUUCGGCUGUAAUGGCGUCCCUGGCCGUGGCGGUAGUGGCGGUGGCCGCGCUGCUCGGCGCCGGGGUGGUGGCGGCGGGGGCGAGCAAGUUCGACGACGUGGUGCAGCCGAGCUGGGCCAACGACCACAUUGUGUACGACGGGGACCUCCUCAAGCUCCGCCUCGACAGCUCCUCAGGCGGAGGGUUCGUCUCGAAGAACAAGUUCCUGUACGGUAAGGCGAGCGCUGAUCUGAAGCUGGUACCGGGGGACUCCGCCGGAGUGGUCACUGCUUUCUAUGUGAUUGUCGUCGGCGGGGGACAAGCACAACGAGUUCGACUUCGAGUUCCUGGGCAACGUCACCGGCGAGCCGUACCUGGUGCAGACGAACCUGUACAUCGACGGCGUCGGCAACCGGGAGCAGCGCAUCGACCUGUGGUUCGACCCGACCGCCGACUUCCACACCUACGCCGUCCUCUGGAACCCCAGCCAGGUCGUCUUCAUGGUCGACGACACCCCCAUCCGCGUCUACGAGAACAAGAACGCCACCGCCUUCACCCACGGCCACCACCGCCACGCCAACAACGGCACCAACUCCACCACCUCGCCGCCGCCGUUCCCCUCGCCGCAGCCGAUGGCGGUGUACAGCUCCAUCUGGAACGCGGACGACUGGGCGACGCAGGGCGGGCGCGUGAAGACGGACUGGUCGCACGCGCCGUUCGAGACCACGUUCCGGGAGGUGCGCGUGGACGGGUGCGCGUGGGCGGCGAACGCCAGCGACUGGGACGCCGGGGAGGUGCGGCGGUGCAGCGAGAGCUCGUGGGGCAAGGAGGGCCGGUACUGGUGGAAGGAGAAGGAGAUGGAGGAGCUCACCGUGCACCAGAGCCACCAGCUCGUCUGGGCUCGCGCGCACCACCUCGUCUACGACUACUGCGUCGACACCGAUCGCUUCCCCGUCCAGCCGCCAGAGUGCGCUGGCCGCUGAUCAAUGCAGGAGGCAUCGCCGGAUGAUUGCAUUCAUCGAUCGUCGUUGGGUGGAUGGAACUGCUGGUUUCUUUAUGGGUUUGUUGCAACAAAUGGUGUCUGGCUGUGUCUGCAGUGAAACUUUGCAAGUUUGCAUUGGCUAUGAUGUGCAAUUCUCGGGUCCGUGUAGGUGUGUUUUGUAAAAAACUGUGAAGGGGAAUUAUUGUGCACUCUGUUUCAGUCUUCCAAAA
Molecule: messenger RNA, 1249 nt
Organism: Phragmites australis (common reed)
Lineage: Eukaryota; Viridiplantae; Streptophyta; Magnoliopsida; Poales; Poaceae
Product: xyloglucan endotransglucosylase protein 6-like
Exons: 3
Coding region: 69-1046 (325 amino acids)
Biological process (GO): xyloglucan metabolic process; cell wall biogenesis
Cellular component (GO): cell wall; apoplast
Molecular function (GO): hydrolase activity, hydrolyzing O-glycosyl compounds; xyloglucan:xyloglucosyl transferase activity
Source: RefSeq, a predicted model, not a curated record